This is a messenger RNA of Branchiostoma floridae (Florida lancelet), 1983 nucleotides long. RefSeq names its product HAUS augmin-like complex subunit 5. Bases 53 to 1975 code for a protein of 640 amino acids. Gene Ontology annotation, cellular component: centrosome; HAUS complex. The record is from RefSeq and is a predicted model, not a curated record. Gene Ontology annotation, biological process: spindle assembly; centrosome cycle. Lineage: Eukaryota; Metazoa; Chordata; Leptocardii; Amphioxiformes; Branchiostomatidae. The transcript has 7 exons.
AGGUUGACAAUAGAUUCUAGAAGCAGAAAAUAGUGGGAAAGAGGUUGGAAAAAUGAGUUCAACGGAGGAAAUGGCGCGUUGCAUUCGCGACUGGGCAGAAGACGAAAUGCAGUUCGUCUCACAGGGCUAUCUCAGCAGCGCCGCCAUGCCGCCCACUGCGGAACUGCAGCAGAUGUGCAGUGGUUGGAGGAUGCUGGAACUGUGGAGUUUCGUCACAAAGUUCGUCAAGACGGCAGAAACGGUGAAGAAAGUUCGAGGGAACCUCUUCCUUGAUGCCAAGAUGGAAAGCAGAGGAGGUUCCUACAAAGUGCGGUACAAGGGGACAGAAAAAUAUUCAGACGAGGAAGCAAGCCUACAAGAUCACUACGAGAGGCUACAGUCUCAGAUAGCGCAAGCAAGGAGAGACGCCGGUACAUUGCAGACUGAAAUAAACAGGCUGGAGAAAGAAAUGUCAGAAGCAGAACUUAUUCAGACCCAGAGUUGCACGCAAACGAAGGAGCUUACCCACGGUAGAGCCUUACUUCAUGGCUACUCCAAACAGUGUGAGGCCCAAAGUGCACAGUAUAAAGAGUACACCACUCGGGUCCAACAGCUUAUCGCACAGUUUCAGAAGGUUUUGAGUCGCCCGAUUGAUGAUAAGCCUGCAUACAGCCAAGAAACGGGAGACGGGGACGGGAGGGGAGCUGUCGAGUCCGCAUGCACGCAUGACGUUCGUCUAUGUACAAAAGAGCUUCAGGGGUUUCUGACAGGCAUUCUGCAGGGGCAGUUUGGGGCUGACAAGGCCCAGCUGUCGCGGCGGAAAGAGCAACUGUGGACUAUCGUAGAGAACGUUACGCGCAAGCAUCCUGUAAACCAUGUUCUACACUCGCUUGGGACGAUCGCCCAAGACGCGACGUUCCACCUGAGAGACGUGACAACGAGAGUGGACGUUAAAAACGAAGUGGAGCGACUCAGCUUUGACUAUGUGGGGCCAGGUCAGUUCCGCGACGUUUCGAGCGGCUCGAGCACCGUGAAAGGUGUCCAACAGCUUCUCCAGGAGGCACAGGUCUCCCACUUCCACCAGUUCAUCCGGACAGAGCAGAGUCUGAACACCGUCUGGCAGGAGCGACAGGCUUUGGACGAAGGCAGGGCCAGACUGGAGAAGAUCUUGGCAGGGAAGAUGCUACAGGUCGGAGUCGUAGAGCUGACGAAAUCCCUCCUGGGAGUGGAGCUGGAGUUAGCGGGGGCUCAGGCUGCGCUGCAGUGCCUACAGGAGUCGGCAGGGGAGCUGGAAACAUCCGCACGCAGAAGAAGUACAGAGAGGAAAGCUCUGGAGGAGAAGCAUGGACGCAUUCAGGACUUCCAGAUGACAGUAGAACGGAAGCAGGACCUGAUCAGGGUGCUGACGAAGCAGAACUCCGACUCGAAGCCGCGACUGGUGACGCUCCAGAGGGAGUGGCAGCAGUUCAUGCAACAGCAGCUCUGUGUCCAUGAGUCACAGGUCCAAGCCAACACACAGCAGCUGAAGGGAGCAGUGAAACAGGAGGUGGAGUCCCUCAUACCUCUGAGACUCUCCGCCCUGAAGCCAGCCCUCCUGGACCAACCAGGCGCGGCGCAGGUCCGGGAUCUGUCGCUGUACGCGGUAGACCAGGAGACGGGCGCUACGGAGGGCACCAGCCUCAGGAGGGUGGCAGAAGAUGUCCACUGUAAACCGUUCAAGGCAGCAGAGUGUUUACUACCGCAGGUUAUCCAAAUGAAGGUGGACAUUGCUGCCAUGGCAACCCUGCUGAAGUCACAUGACCAGCUGAUGGAGGAGCUGCAGCGGGUCAGGCAGGCUGGGGGGCUGCAGAGGGCAGCCGCCCUAUGCGGAGAGGUAGCGAAGGCCGACAGGUCGAUGUUGGAGCGACUCCUGCCCCAGCUGGAGGCCAGAAUGGACAAGACUCAGCAGGUCAUGGGUCGAGCCCUCAGGGUCAGGGACUUCAAGGACGCCUGGUGAGUCUUUUC